CUCACAUACAUGUAAUGAAUGUUGAACAAAAAAUGUGUAGUUUGAGUCAUUCAUAUUAUAACACACAAGAAAUGUUUUUCUCUCUGGAAUUUGCCCUGAUAGUUGUAUGUGACAACAUCUGUAUUAAUAACUCAGAAUGAUAUCAGUUGACUAAUGCAAUAAGACAAAAACUAAAAUUGAUCAGAGACAGUGAGAUUUGUCCUGCUCAGUUUCUGUUUGAUCUUUCUAGAGUGAGUUUGAAUACCAAGACUUGUGGAUAAGUGAUGUGGUUUUCGAUUUGUUGUUUGGCACUUUAACACGUAUGUUAUGGACAACAUUGAUCUUGUUGCGGAGAUGUUAUUUAAUGAAAGGAUGAAUCAAAACACAGAAACAAAGAAGGGGUUUCCCCAGCUGCGCUCUGUGGCAAGGAUUUCUCAGAUCCCAGUGGUAGAAACUGGAUGGCAAUAUGCUUCUGGAAUCUAUAAUAAAAUUAAGGGAUCAAAUUCACUUGUGGCUUGGAGUUUAGGAACAGCAGAAUCAACAGUACAAGCAGCUGUGGAGAAAACUAUUCCUAUUGUUAAUGUUUUUGAGAAACCUUUAUCUCUUGUGGAUACAAUUGUUUGCAAGAGUUUGGAUUUAGUAGAAGAAAGAGUUCCAGUGGUAACACUGCCUCCAGAACUGAUUCUUGUAAGUGGGAAGGAGUAUGUGAGCAAUUCAAUUGUCCAGCCUGUUCUGAAACGUGCUGAUUCAGUUAAACAAUUUGGUCUAGAUCAAGCAAACCAUGUUUUAGAGAGCAAAUACACAGAAUUUGCUGCCAGUCAGAUUGAUAAUGCUUUGGAUUUGGCUGACAAAUAUGUUGAGAAAUACUUGCCUGCAUCUGGGCAAGAAGAAGCAAAUAUUAAAGGAAUAAAUAAUUUGGGAAAUAGUAGAGCAGCUCAGACAAUUCAACAUGUAGAAAUCUUUUCUCGGAAGUUGCAAAGAAGGUUGACCCAACGCACCUUGUAUGAAGCUCAAGCCUUCAAACAAGGUGGUGAGGAUUUGUUGCAGAACCUACUCAACAUUGCAGAACUAUUGGCUCGUGACCCAAAAGCUGUUUUUGCAAUGGCUAAAGACCUCUGGGCACAGUUAAGUAAAGAUGAACCUGAAAACCAAACUCCACCUGCUAACUUGGAAGAGAUGACUGUGAUGUUAACAAGAGAAAGUGCUCGCAGAGUGGUACAUCUCAUCAAUUACACUCAACAAGGCAUCACCAAUCUUCCUGAAACUCUCUCCAUUAAAAUGCACACUGUCAUCUUGUAUUGCAAUCAACUCACGGAUACACUAUUAAAGGCUGUCCACUUUGAGGAUGCCAAAUAUAUCAUCAUUUCUCAGGCCAAAGAACAAGUUGCCAAGAUUCAAGCUCUACUUGAUGAGAUCAACUCAUACAGCAACCAAAUUAUAGAGCUUGUUACACAGCUGGCGGGCAAUACAUCAAAAGCAUCCUCAAAACCUCCAAAGAGACCAGCAAAACCAUCACCAAAAAUACAGAAUGGCACAAAUUUACAAGUACAAAACCAUCUGGAUAAAAUUGACUGAUUUAUCUGAUUUAUUCAGUUCUUAAAUUUUAUUGAGGUCAUUAGAUCAUCUUAUAUUUAAUAUAGAAUAUAUCAUACUUUGACCAUUGUGUUGUUGAAACAUUUGUUACAGUCACAUUUUCAAAUAAAGUAAUUGUUUAUUUUAUAUACACAUAUACUUAUAACUAGAAUCAAGUUACCCAUAUUUUUAUAAAUUGGAAACUUUAUGAUAAACACAUGCUUUAUGUAAUGUAACCAAAUUUAUUUUAUAUAUCAAUUAUUUCUAUUUUGGCCUGUCUCAGUAAUUUAAAAACAAUGUAGACAAUGUAAUAUACUUGUGAAUUUGUAAAAAGUAAUUUCAAUUUGGUUAUCCAAGAUUUUCCAGGGCUGGUACUUGAUAAGAGAGCAGAUGAUCAACUUAGGUUUUUGAAAUUUGUCCAUAUUUAAGUUUUUUCUUUAUUCAAAUAUCCUGCUUUAUGCAUCUUCAUUACCUAGGUACUGCACUCCCUGUGUGUCCCAGCCCUGCUCCCUGCAGUUUAUAUAGAAGUGUACAAAACAGAAAAUGUCACAAGACUGAUGUGUUGAAAGGAGAGACCUUCCAUUGUCAAAUAUUUGUAUUGGUAAUAAAAUCAGUUCAUUAGUUCUUACUUGUAUAUGUUUAUAUAUUUUUCCUUUGCAAAAUACUUUCGAUUGAAACUGCAUACUUAAUAUCAGUUAUUUGUGUAAUUUAUAAGCAUUCUGUGGAAAAUGUACUUCAUAAUUUUCAUAGAGUAUAGAAACGAUAUUUCAUACAACACAAGUAGGAAAUCAAUUAUCACAGUAAGAACACAUAUAUCCAUACAAUGCACAUUUAUGUCUCUAAAACUAGCAUAUAAACUUAUGUAAAACUGGAUAACAGUUUAUAAUCAAAUUAAUCUUCACACAUUCAAAAAGAACAUCGUAAAGUAUAUUUCUGUACUUUAGCAUUAAAUACAUAAUGUUUAAAAGUAUUUAUUAACCUCAUGAAGGUUAAAACUUUUAAGAUUAGAAAAAAAAAAAAAAGAA
This is a messenger RNA of Gryllus bimaculatus (two-spotted cricket), 2576 nucleotides long. Lineage: Eukaryota; Metazoa; Arthropoda; Insecta; Orthoptera; Gryllidae. The record is from the annotation of a GenBank genome assembly.